AUGGCAGUAAAACUACGGUACCAUAGACACCUGGUUGUAGAACUACGAUACCAUAGACUCCUGGUUGUAGAACUACGGCACGGUAGACACCUGGUUGUAGAACUACGGUACCGUAGACACCUGGUUGUAGAACUACGGUACCGUAGACACCUGGUUGUAGAACUACGGCACGGUAGACACCUGGUUGUAGAACUACGGUACCGUAGACACCUGGUUGUAGAACUACGGUACGGUAGACACCUAGUUGUGGAACUACGGUACCGUAGACACCUAGUUGUGGAACUACAGUACCAUAGACACCUGGUUGUAGAACUACGGUACCAUAGACACCUGGUUGUAGAACUACGGUACGGUAGACACCUGGUUAUAGAACUAUGGCACGGUAGACACCUAGUUAUAAAACUACGGUACCAUAGACACCUGGUUGUAGAACUACGGGGCGGUAAACAUCUGGUUGUAGAACUACGGCACGGUAGACACCUGGUUAUGGAACUACGGUACCGUAGACACCUGGUUGUAGAACUACGGCACGGUAGACACCUGGAUGUAGAACUACGGUACCGUAGACACUUGAUGGUUGUAGAACUACGGUACCGUAGACUUCUGGUUGUAGAACUACGGUACGGUAGACACCUGGUUAUAGAACUAUGGCACGUUAGACACCUAGUUGUGGAACUACAGUACCAUAGACACCUGAUUGUAGAACUACGGCACGGUAGACACCUAGUUGUGGAACUACAGUACCAUAGACAACUGGUUGUAGAACUACUGGGCGGUAAAGCACCUGGUUGUAGAAGUACGUUAUGUAUAGCAGUAGAAAUUGAGCUAGCAUUUCCUUGGGAGGUAGAAGAGUUUCAAGAUGGGCUGUUUCAAUUGAACUAUUUGCCACCUAGAGGUUAUCCUGCAACAAACUUCACAUUCGUUGCUGAAGAAGCAGCUGGUGGUAUUGUGAUAAGUGAUGCUCAACCUGGAACAGAAUAUACCUUUUAUUUGUAUUAUACUAAUUCAUCUUUUGUCAGCUGGUUGUUAUGGUCAUCUAUUAUAACAACAGAACCAGAUCCUCCCACUAGUUUAUCUGUUAAGCCUUUUUCGGGGAAAAUAGUCGACCUCACCUGGGCUCCACCAGCAGAUGGAGGAUAUAGUGGCUAUCAAAUGACUAUCAUUCCAUUGUCUGAGCAGGAUACUACCCGAAUACGCAACAUUCAACUUGAUAAGGACCCUACUCCUUUCAGAUUAAGAGAUCUUACUCCUGGUGGCACAUAUGAAAUUCAACUUUAUUCUGUGUUCAAGAAUCGUGAAUCAUCAAUAUUUGUUGCUACCAACUUUACAACAAAACCAAGUACGCCUGGAAGGUUCAUUGUAUGGUUUAGAAAUGAAACCACUCUUUUGGUGCUUUGGCAACCUCCAUAUCCAUCAGGAAUCUUUGAUCAGUAUCGUGUUAGCAUCAAACCUGAUGAUGCUGUGCAAGCAGUGUUAUAUGUAGAUAAAGAAGGUGAGCCACCUGGGCCAGCACAGGCAGCUUUUAAUGGACUUGUUCCCGGAAGAGCUUACAACAUCUCAGUUCAGACUGUUAGUGAAAGUGAAAUCAGUGCCCCAACAGAGGCUGAGUACCGAACAGUUCCCCUUCCACCCACGAAUGUGACAUUUGACUCAAAAACGCUGACACCAUACUCUAUUGAUGUUUUAUGGUCUCCUCCAAAAUCAUUGUCAGAAUUUGAUCGCUAUCAAAUUUCCAUGGGUUUAAGAACUGCUAUAAGGCAUGUUGUUAAGAAGGAAGAAGAGAGAAUGGCUUCAUUUGAUAAUGGAUUAGAACCUGGCAAAACAUAUGAAAUUGAUGUGAAGACUGUUAGUGGUACAGUUGCAAGUUGGCCAAUUAUGACCAAUGUCACCACAAGGCCAUUACCUGUUGUAGGAUUAAGCACAAUGUUAGGAAAACCUGGAGAAAUUGUAAUAGAAUGGGAGGUAAACAAUAACAGUACUCAAGAUUCCUUUCUUCUCAAAUACCAAGAACUUGAGGCCUUUAAUAGUGACGGAAGUGUUGAAGUUAUUCAAGAGAUGCGGUACCGUGUGACCAAUCUACUGUCUGGGAGAAAUUACUCUAUUAGUGUUGUUGCUGUGAGUAAAGGUGUUCAUAGUGAAGUCAGCCUUGUUUAUCAAGCUACAAUGCCUGCAUCACCUGUAAUUGAACUUCUAGAGCCACUUAGUGCAGGAUUUAAUGUUUCCUGGAAAUCUGAUGUUACUAGUCGUCAAGACUCGUACAUAGUUGUUUACAGUCGUAACGACACUGGUCACAAAGAAGAAGAGACUACCAGUAAUCAUUGGCUAGUUCUGAGCAACUUGUAUCCUGGUGCUACAUACAAUAUUAAAGUCUAUGCUCUGAGUUAUGGGCUGAAAAGUGAACCUCACUCUUACUUUCAGACUGUUUAUCCUAAGCCACCAGAAAAACUGCAAAUUGUAAAAGCCAAUAAUUCUACUAUGAUUUUGACAUGGAAAGCUCCAUCAAACUCUCUAGUUGAUCACUACACUGUCCGUUACAGACCAGUUGAUUCUAGUUUUUGGAGAGAAAUAGGAAUUGUAAAUACCACUUCUUGUGAAAUACGAAAUUUAGUAGCUGGAGAACAUUAUAUUAUAAGAGUUACUUCUGUCAGUAACCGUGUUGAAAGCAAAGCUGUAAGGGAAAUGGAACAGUCUGUCUAUCCUAAUGCCAUUAAACAUGUACGUCAUAUCUUGGAUUCCCAUAAUGUUACAUUUGAAUGGAUUGCCCCUCAAGGAAGAGUGGAUUACUACAUUAUUGUCUACAAUGCAGUACAAAAUCCUUCGGCUCAGCAUUCACGGCAGAUACCUGCUAAUGAAACACAAGGAGAAACAGUAAAUGUGAUUGUUGAAAAUUUAAAACCUGGAGAACUAUAUUCUGUCAACUUCUAUGCCGUCAGUAAUAACUUACGAAGUGAAGGGAUUGGAAUCCAAACACGUACAAUGCCUGUCAUUGAUUCAGUAAUAAAUAUUGUAACUGAUGAACACGAGACACAGACAUUGGGUAUCAAAUACACCCCAACUCCCGUAAGAAAUGUGGUGUUUGACAGAUACCGUUUCCAGCUUAGUGACUCAAUAGUGCCAGCCCAAGAAAAACUUUACAAUGACACAAAUCGAUUGGUGAUCUUUGAUAACCUUGUUCCUGGCAGGCUAUACAAUAUAACAAUUUGGACUGUAAGUGGAGGAGUGUAUAGUGUUCCCAUUUACAGACAAGCUCGGCUCUACCCAGAGAGUAUACAAGAAAUCACCACCAGUAGCAUCUAUGAUACAAGUAUUAACCUAAUUUGGGAAGUACCUGUUGGUGACAAAGAUGCCUAUGAAGUACAGUAUCUUGAUGACAAAGGAAUGCUUCAACAAAAUAUAACAUUUCUGGAAGAAAUAAAGUACACUCAUCUACGCCCUCAUCAUAAUUACACCUUCGUAGUGACAGUAAUCAGUGGAUAUGGUACUUCAACUGCUCGACGUAGUCUGCCAUUGUCUAGGACAUUUCAGACUCAAGAAUCAAUUCCAGGAAAAGUUCACUUGUUCAAGUCCAUUGAUGUCAGACCCUCAUCAAUAACACUUCAGUGGUCUCUUCCUGCAAAUGAUCAGAAUGGGGUUCUCACUGGAUUCAAAGUAUCUUACUAUUCUAAGGGAUCAACUGAUAUUCGUUAUCAUACAUUCAGUCCAACAGAAAACUUUGGUACCAUUCAUCACCUCCUUCCAGGAAAAAAUUACAAGUUUGAGAUUCAAGCACUUACACAGAUUGGUCCAGGGAACAAAGUUUCCUAUGAGAAAACCAUGCCUAUUUGGGCACCUCCUUCACCCCCUAAUAGUGUAUUUCCCACUAUUAUUAGCCACACCUCAACAACAAUAAGAGUCAAGUUUCGUAAGAACUUUUUCUCAAAUGCACAUGGUCCCAUCACUGCAUACACAUUGAUUGUUGCUGAAGAUACCAGUUCAGAGAUAAACAGUUGGGAGCUACCAUCUUGGGCAGAUGUCCAGACUUAUUCCUCUUGGCCUCCAUAUCAGGUCUCAGAACCUUAUCAACCUUUCAACAACAGUUUUGUGGAAGACUUCACAAUAGGGAGUGUAGAUUGUUCAGGAGUAGCAGGGUAUUGUAAUGGACCCCUGAAAGCAGGAGCUACAUAUCAAGUCAAACUCCGAGGUUACACAACACCUGAAAAGUUUGCAGAUACUAUUUACUCUCAUCCCAUUCAAACAGAUCCUGACAAUACUGCACUGAUUGCUGGAAUUCUUGUUCCUCUUUCGUUAUUGAUUGUUACGGCUGUUAUUCUCAUUGUUUUACGCAAGCGGCAACUUGGACCUUUUUUAAGAAAGAACAAUGCCAUCAGUGGAAAAGAAGAUGCUCUAUCAAUCCCUGAAAGUGAAAUCAUAACAAGCCGUCCCAUCAAGCUAAGGGAUUUCGCUGAACAUUAUAGAUUAAUGUCUGCAGAUUCUGACUUCCGAUUCUCAGAGGAGUUUGAGCUUUUGAAGCAUGUUGGACGUGACAAACCUUGCACUGCUGCAGACUUACCAGUCAAUAGACCAAAAAAUCGCUUUACCAACAUUCUUCCAUAUGAUCACUCACGUGUCAAAUUACUUCCUACAGAUGAUGAAGAAGGAUCUGACUAUAUCAAUGCUAACUACAUUCCUGGAUACAAUUCUCCUCGUGAGUUUAUAGUCAGCCAAGGGCCACUUCACAGCACUAGGGAUGAUUUCUGGAGAAUGGUUUGGGAACAAAACUCUCGAGCUAUUGUUAUGCUCACCCGUUGUAUAGAGAAAGGACGAGAGAAGUGCAAUCAUUAUUGGCCGUUUGAUACACAGCCUGUAUACUAUGGAGAUAUUCAGGUUACCAUUCUUAACGAGUCUCAGUAUCCUGAUUGGACAGCGUCUGAAUUCCGAGUCUCUAGGGGUGAUCAGUCUCGCAUAGUCCGUCAUUUACAUUUCACCACAUGGCCAGACUUUGGAGUUCCUGAUCCUCCUCAGACACUCGUGAAGUUUGUCCGUGCCUUCAGAGAACGUGUAGUUCCAGACAACAGACCUGUACUUGUGCAUUGCAGUGCUGGUGUUGGAAGAUCAGGAACCUUCAUUGCUCUUGACAACAUUCUGCAACACAUUCAGAAGCAUGACUAUGUAGAUAUCUUUGGUUUGGUGUAUGAGAUGAGGAAAGAGAGAGUUUGGAUGGUACAGAAUGAGCAACAGUACAUCUGCAUCCAUCAGUGUUUAUUGUGCGUGUUAGAAGGAAAGGAGGACAUGAUUGAUCCACCCAAUAGACCAGCAGCUCAUGAUAAUCAGGGUUUUGAAGAUGAUGAAGGAAUAGCUGAAUCAGGGAUGUAGAAUGUGACUCAUUGUCUUUCUUGUAUUAAUGAAGAAAACUCACAAAUGCCUUUAAACUAUACCAUUCCAUGCAUAAUAACUUUGUUGGUCUAUGAGUAGGCUAUGUAUAUCUUCUUGCUGAUUGUUUGUGGCCGUAUUAUGGUUAAAUAGUAUAAAAUAUGCUAGAUAUAAAUGCUCCAUUUAACUUGUAUAUAUGAACUGUUUGCAAUUAACGUA
This is a messenger RNA of Limulus polyphemus (Atlantic horseshoe crab), 5568 nucleotides long. RefSeq names its product tyrosine-protein phosphatase 10D-like. The transcript has 28 exons. Bases 1 to 5352 code for a protein of 1783 amino acids. Gene Ontology annotation, biological process: protein dephosphorylation. NCBI's taxonomy places the organism in Eukaryota, Metazoa, Arthropoda, Merostomata, Xiphosura, Limulidae. The record is from RefSeq and is a predicted model, not a curated record. Gene Ontology annotation, molecular function: protein binding; protein tyrosine phosphatase activity.